This is a messenger RNA of Vigna angularis (adzuki bean), 3312 nucleotides long. Its product is annotated as protein unc-13 homolog. The record is from RefSeq and is a predicted model, not a curated record. NCBI's taxonomy places the organism in Eukaryota, Viridiplantae, Streptophyta, Magnoliopsida, Fabales, Fabaceae. The transcript has 6 exons. Bases 1 to 3312 code for a protein of 1103 amino acids.
AUGGGUCUUCAUGCCCGCCGCCGCGACUCGGCUCCUGGCCCCUUUCCGCCGUUGUCUCCCACCAUCUUUAUCCCUCCUCCGUCUCUCACCCAACAAGAUCCUGCGCUGGAUCCUUUUCCUCCCUCCAUCUUCGAGAAUCGCCACCCCGGAAAAGCUCAUAGCCGACGUGAGUCCCUUCCUGGUCCCGCCUGCCUCCCGCUCUCACCGCCGUCCACCUCCUCCCACUGCCGCCGUGACUCCUACCCUGGACCCUUCCCUUCCCCUUCCUUCCAGGAAUCUGACUCCGGCCUCCUUCCUUCCACUUCAUCAUCCUCCCUCAACCACUAUUAUCAUCAUGACCCUUAUUCUCAUACUAGCAAACGCAGGUUGUGUCUCUACGACCGGAGCAGCGACCUCGCAUGGCCGUUUCAGGAGUUGGAGGGUCUGGACCACGAUGACAUAAGGGAAACAGCGUAUGAAGUCCUCUUCACAGCGUGCCGAUCCUCGCCAGGGUUUGGUGGCCGGAGCGCGAUCACAUUUUACUCGAAGCAUGAUGGGAAUAGUGGUGGGAAGAGUCCGGGGGUGACGCAGACAAGUAAGUUGAAGCUAGCGCUUGGGCUGAAGAUGAUGAGAAGCUCCUUGUCCCAAAGGGUGAUGACAUCCGCGACGGCGUCGACCCCGGCAUCGCCGGUGACGGAGCGGAGUCCACGGUCACGCUCUGUGCCGCGACGGGCGAUGACCAUGGCGGAAGUCAUGAGGCUACAGAUGGGGGUGUCCGAGCAGAGUGAUAGCCGACUGAGGAAAACACUUGUGAGGACGCUUGUUGGUCAACUUGGGCGGCAAGCAGAAACUAUCAUUCUCCCAUUGGAACUUCUUCGCCACUUAAAACCUUCAGAAUUCAGUGAUUUCCAUGAGUACCAUUUGUGGCAGAAGAGGCAGCUAAAACUCCUUGAAGCUGGUCUCCUCGCUCACCCUGCAAUUCCCAUAGAAAAGAACAACACAUAUGCCAUGAACCUUAAAGACAUUAUCCGUAGUGCUGAAUUCAAACCCUUAGACACUUGCAAAAACUCAGACACCAUGAGAACCUUCACCAAUUCUGUGGUUUCCUUAUCAAUGAGAACUCCUAAUGACAAUCCUACCAAUGUUUGCCACUGGGCUAAUGGAUACCCUGUGAACGUUCACCUCUACAUUUCCCUUCUCCAAUCCAUCUUUGAUCAAACGGAGGAGACAGCAGUGCUUGAUGAGGUGGAAGAGCAACUUGAUCUGAUAAAGAAAACUUGGUCAACAUUGGGAAUAAAUAAGCCAAUUCACAAUGUUUGCUUUGCAUGGGUCAUGUUUCAACAAUAUGUGGAAACUGGGCAGACAGAACCUGAUCUUCUUUGUGCCACACAUGCUACAUUGAGUGAGGUGUCAAAUGAUACUAAGAAAGAAAAAGAGUCCUUGUAUAUUGACAUAUUAACAUCUAUGCUCAGUUCACUCAAGGAAUGGACAGAUAAGAGAUUUCUUAACUACCAUGACCAUUUUCAAGAAGGUAAUAUCGGACAAAUCGAAAAUCUUCUUCCUGUGGUGAGGUUAGCAACCAAGAUUUUGAGAGAUGUCAAUGUUUCUGAUGAAGAAAUGCAAGAUAGAGGAGAUAAAACUACAAAGGAUGCCUCCGAGGACCAGAUUGAUGAUUAUAUUCGUUCAUCCGUGAAAAAUGCUUUUGAAAAGAUGAUGGAAGCAGCAAAUAAUAAAUCUGCUGAAUCUGAAGCAAAGGUAGGAAUAAGUGAGAUUAUGCUUCGAAUGGCUCAGGAGACUGAAAAUUUAGCAAAGAAGGAGAAACAAAGUUAUAGUCUAGUAUUGAAGAAAUGGCAUUCAAUAGCAGCUGCAGUAGCAGCAAUGACUCUAAACAAUUGCUACGGACAUGUGCUAAAGCAAUAUUUAAGUGAAAUGACCACAUCAGAAACAGUUGAGGUUAUUUUAGUACUGCGUAGAGCUAAAGUUCUAGAAGACGUUUUGGUUCAAAUGGUUGUUGAAGACUCAGUUGAUUGUGAGGAUGGAGGCAAAACAGUAGUGAGAGAGAUGGUUCCUUUUGAAGUUGAGUCAACCACACUGACCCUGAUUAGAAAAUGGAUGGAUGAAUCACUACUCAAAGUGAGAGAUUGCUUUCAGAAAGCAAAAGAAAAUGAAGCAUGGAAUCCAAAGUCUAAAUCAGAGCCGUAUGCAAAAUCAGUAGUAGAGUUGAUGAAUUUGUCCAAGAAAUUUGUGCAAGAAUUCUUUCAAAUUCCAAUAUCAAUAACUGAAGAUUUAGUUCAAGAACUUGUUGAUGGAUUACAAAAAGUCUUGAGAGAAUACAUAAUGUUUGUUGCAGCAUGUGGUUUGAAAGAGAACUACAUUCCCUCGCUUCCUCCAUUGACAAGGUGCAAUAGGAACUCAAAGUUCCACAAGCUGUGGAAGAUAGCUAGCCCAUGCAGUGUUAGUUGUGAAGAUCCAAACAUAUAUUCUAUAUAUGAAGCCAAGCAUCCUCACUCAUGCACUAGCCGUGGAACACAACGCCUCUACAUUCGUCUCAACUCCUUGCACUAUAUCCUUUCUCAUAUUCCUCAACUUGACAAAUCACUCUCCUUGUCAGAAGGAGUAGUUCCUUCAAAUCGCCACAGUUCUGCAAAUAGUCAGAAAGCUCAAAGUAAGAGCGUUUCAUACUUUGAAGCAACCAACACUGCCAUCCUAGCAGCAUGCCAGCAUGUCUCAGAAGUUGCUUCCUACCGGCUCAUGUUCUUUGACUCAAACCCUUUCUUCUACGAUAGCCUCUAUGUUGGGGAUGUAGCCAACGCUAGGAUCGACAAAAUGUUGACAAUCCUCAAGCAUAACAUCAAACUAAUGACAGCAAUUCUAACAGAAAGAGCUCAAGAACUGGCAGUGAAGCAAGUUAUGAAGGCUUCCUUUGAUGCAUUCCUAACAGUUUUACUAGCUGGUGGAACCACCAGGGUGUUCAAUGAAUCUGAUCACCAGUUUAUACAAGAGGAUUUUGAAAGUUUGAAGAAGGUGUUCCACAUUUGUGGAGAAGAAUUGUUAGCAGAAAAUAUGGUGGAAAAAGAGGCUGAGGUUGUGGAGGGUGUAAUAGAACUAAUGGGAAUGAGUACUGAACAAUUGGUGGAAAACUUAAGUACCUUAACCGGUGAAUCAGGUGGAGUAGGAGUCAAUGGAAAUGGCCAAAAGUUGUCAAUGCCUCCAACUACAGGAAAGUGGAAUAGAACAGACCCCAACACAAUAUUAAGGGUAUUGUGCUAUAGAAAUGAUCGAGUUGCAAAUAGUUUCCUGAAAAGGACGUUCCAAAUAGCAAGGAGGAGAUGA